AUGGUUCGUGGUUUGAUAGUUAGACUCCGAGUUUCGAGUGUGGCUUCGGAUUUGUCUCCUCCGGAGGGUUGUCCGUUUUUUGAUCUGUCCUCUCUUUUGAGGUUACAGUUAGAUGGGUGUAUACGGUCCCGGUGGACUGCAAAGGAGGCGGUAAUCUCUGGCGCAAGAUACCGAACGACGGCAUCGUCAGAUCACGGCUUCUCCUCGUACCGUCGGUGGUCUCUAUUUUCUGGCCUACUUUGGGCUCGGGUUAGGAUUCUUCUCUCGGGUAAGCUCUGGUUCUCUUUGGAAGCUGUAGGAGCCGUUGCAAUCAGGGUUUGA
Eruca vesicaria subsp. sativa (arugula) is the source of this 321-nucleotide messenger RNA. The record is from the annotation of a GenBank genome assembly. Lineage: Eukaryota; Viridiplantae; Streptophyta; Magnoliopsida; Brassicales; Brassicaceae.